Messenger RNA from Platichthys flesus (European flounder), 1399 nucleotides. It is a transcript of the gene epdr1, whose product is annotated as ependymin related 1. Gene Ontology annotation, biological process: cell-matrix adhesion. Bases 87 to 725 code for a protein of 212 amino acids. Gene Ontology annotation, cellular component: lysosome; extracellular region. Lineage: Eukaryota; Metazoa; Chordata; Actinopteri; Pleuronectiformes; Pleuronectidae. The transcript is spliced from 3 exons. Gene Ontology annotation, molecular function: calcium ion binding. The record is from RefSeq and is a predicted model, not a curated record.
AGCGUUUGUUGUGACAUCUCGUCUGCAGCGGGUGUGGAUCAGUAACGGGACCUGCUAACGGGACCGGAUAACGGGACUCCGCCGCCAUGCUCCGGCUGUCGCUCGUGUUCCUGGCCGCCGUCGUGGCUUCUGUUCUCGGGCUCCCCGGGCCCCACGUCUCCGGGGCGGCCGGGCCCUGCCUCGCCCCGCCGCAGUGGGAGGGCCGGUGGGUGCGCUACGACCACAGCACCGGGAGGAACAACCGCGCCUCUGUGUCCUACGACGGCCUGAACCAGAGGGUUCGAGUCCUGCAGCAGCUGAAGAAACACAGCCCGUGUCAGAGGUUUUUUGAGUACAUCUACCUGUACCAGAGCAGCGUGAUGUUCCAGAUCGACCAGAAGACCAAAGACUGCUCUAAGAUCGCCCUGACGGAGAGCUGGGAUCCCUUCGACAUCCCGGACAACUCCACGUUUGAGGACCAGUACCUCAUCGGAGGCCCCGGGGACAGCGUGGAGGUUCAGGAGUGGUCGGACAGGAAGCCGGCACGCAAACAUGAGACCUGGGUGGGCGUCUACACCUUGAAGGACUGUUAUCCCGUGCAGGAGACCUACGCCUGGAACAGCAGCGUCACCACCUCCACCCGCUUCUUCAACCUCCAGCUGGGCAUCAGCGACCCCGACGUCUUCACCCCCCCCAGCACCUGUCAGUCAGCUCGGCCCGAGGGGAUGAGGGAGUCCGACUGCUGAGGGCCCCCCCUUCUAGAAAUUGGACUCUCAGAUAAAAUUGCUUUAGGUUAAUUCAUAGCAAGAGGGGACUGGUCUCUCACGCAGCCUCUGUCCAGUGUUUCACAGAAUUGCUUGUUGAUUUGUUAACAUUUUUAUUAGGGCCGAUAAUCAUGCUAACUGCAACCUAACACACAGAUAUACACGUGAUGUGGGUGUGAUCAGCUGAUUGUAAUAACUCAAACACGGAAAUAAGCACACAUGCGGAUGGCUCGAUUCAUUAACGUGUUAGUGAAACAUUAAUGUGAGGAAGAUAAGCUGCAUAUGUUAUGUGUCCUUCUAUAAUCUAGACCUAUAGCAACAUUAAUAAGAGCUGGAAUAACACUGACCUGAGCCCGUCCAACUAUGAGCCUCAUCAGAAGGAAGGUUUGAAGUCAACUCUUAAAAGUAGAGAAACUGGGUUGAUUCCACAGAAAAGCAUAAUUGUGAUCAGGCUUUAAAAUGAAUGUGUGUAGCUUGAGUCUUGCUUCUAUGUGUUUUGGGGGAACUUGUAUUUAUAUAACCACACCAACACUGAACUAAUAACUGUAAAGUAGGGUAUCAGUGGUCAUAAUCCUGAAUUAAUUUGAUGAUUCUUGCAGAAGCCUUGUGAAACAUGCAAAUAUAAUUCAAACAUAAUAAAAUCUUCCACCAAGAAA